AUGAAGGACGAGGUGGCUCUUCUGGCCACGGUUACCCUCCUGGGGGUUCUACUGCAAGCCUACUUCUCCCUGCAGGUGAUCGCGGCGCGCAGGGCCUUCCGCGUGUCGCCGCCGCUCACCACCGGCCCGCCCGAGUUCGAGCGCGUCUUCCGAGCGCAGGUGAACUGCAGCGAGUACUUCCCGCUGUUCCUGGCCGCGCUCUGGGUGGCCGGCGUCUUCUGCCACGAAGGUGCGGCGGCCGCGUGCGGCCUGGUCUACCUGUUCGCGCGCCUCCGCUACUUCCAGGGCUACGCGCGCUCCGCGCAGCAGAGGCUGGCCCCGCUGUACACGAGCGCGCGCGCGCUCUGGCUGCUGGUGGCGCUGGCGGCGCUGGGCCUGCUCGCCCACUUCCUGCCCGCCUCGCUGCGCGCCGCGCUCCGGGGGCGGCUCGGGACGCUGCUGCCCUGGGCCUGA
Molecule: messenger RNA, 453 nt
Organism: Pipistrellus nathusii (Nathusius's pipistrelle)
Lineage: Eukaryota; Metazoa; Chordata; Mammalia; Chiroptera; Vespertilionidae
Source: the annotation of a GenBank genome assembly